AUGGACAGCCCUCUAUGGCCUAAUGAAGAUGCUACACCACGUUGCUGGAAGGUUCCCAGUGCUGCUCAGUUAACUUGCUUGGUGCGCCACCUUGCCGAACUUGUUUUACCAUCUAUUCCGUUACUUCCCGUUGUGUGGACACAGAUAGCUAUGCGAAUGGCACUUACCACUACGCAAAGGCAUGCUGCUGGAAGAUGUUUUCAGAUAGUUUCUUCAUUAUGCCAACCUCCUGGUGCCUGGAUUCCGUCGCUUAUCAGUAGACUUGUGGAGACAGCUGGGGAAACACAUGAGGAUACGCAGGCAUACGUUACAGACUUGCUGUUAUGUCUUCUCAGUAGUGCUCCUCAUUUGAAUCCGCUGGUUGAGCCACCGCUUGUACCCUCGGCAUCCCCAACUCAUGCACGGUCAACAUCAUAUACACCAGCUCUUCUUAGGCAGUCUGUCCUCAGCCAAAGACUCCAUCAGGAAAGAAAGGGUGGGAAUGCUCGGCUGUCGCUCUUACUUUCAGAGGAAGAAUCCAGACUUGGAAGUGCGCUAAUGAGAAGCAAAAGUGCUGAUCAACUCAAGAGCGAUGUUGAAGGAGACGAAGAAGCAACAGCUCGAAUGCAGAUUUGCGCCAUUGCCGUAGCUCUUCUUGAGAGUGGUGUGGACAACGAAUUUUUACUUGCAAUCCACCUCCUCGAAAAGGUUAGCAAAUCAAAUUAA
Molecule: messenger RNA, 705 nt
Organism: Strongylus vulgaris
Lineage: Eukaryota; Metazoa; Nematoda; Chromadorea; Rhabditida; Strongylidae
Source: the annotation of a GenBank genome assembly